AUGACCGACCUCAGCAUCUACGACCGUGCACUCGGCGCCGUCCUAGCCUCUGCGGCUGGUGACGCACUCGGGGCGCCCUACGAAAACGACCAUGGCAUGCAAGCCGCCCUAGCUGCGGGAGAACCUGUACGCUUCACCUCGUCCGAGCACUGGACAGAGGGUGAAUGGACAGACGACACGGCGAUGGCAAUCCCCCUACUGGAAGCGUGUGCUCGUGGACUCGACGUCGGAACCGAGGCUGGCCUCAACUUUGUUGGCGCCCGAUGGUUGGAGUGGGGCACGGUCGGCCCAGAAGCGGGCAAGGGGAUCGGGAGGCAGACGUUGGCCGUCUUCGACCACGUGGUCUCCGUCCAGCGCGCCGAACAGCAAGGCCGACAACAGCGGCCGCUGAGUGCGACCAUGGCGGAGCAGGCGGCCGUCGUCCAUGCCAAGCACGGGCGCAGCGCAGGUAAUGGGAGUCUGAUGCGAGUCGGGCCCCUUGCGAUCGGAUACCUCGGCGCAGGCGACGCCCCCCGACUCGCUAACGCUGCGAGGAAGCAAGCUCUGACCACGCAUUACGAAGCGGACGCCAGCGACGCGGCCGUGCUCUGGUCCCUGGCCAUCCGACACGCUAUCCUCACGGGCCAAACCGACCUCCGAGCCCAGCUGAUAUACCUCCCUCCAGACCGGAGAGAUCUGUGGGCUGCACGCAUCGAUGCGGGGGAGAAAGGCUCGUUCAACGACUUUUAUCGCCUGAAUAACUGGGUCGUCGCGGCGCUACAGUGUGCGUGGAUCGCCAUACGCGUCGGAAACGACGUGCGCACAACCCUCGUCGCGGCGGUCAUGGGGCUCGGCGAUACCGAUACCGUCGCUGCCAUUGCUGGAGCCCUCGCAGGAGCAAAGUAUGGCGCCAGUAGCGUGCCGCCCGAAUGGAGGGAGAAGCUCCAUGGGUGGCCGGGAUACACUGUCGCAGACCUGGAACGCCUCGUACAAGAAACGCUCAGGCGACAGUCGUGA
Molecule: messenger RNA, 996 nt
Organism: Cutaneotrichosporon cavernicola
Lineage: Eukaryota; Fungi; Basidiomycota; Tremellomycetes; Trichosporonales; Trichosporonaceae
Exons: 1
Coding region: 1-996 (331 amino acids)
Source: RefSeq, a predicted model, not a curated record